Messenger RNA from Pseudomassariella vexata, 1206 nucleotides. RefSeq names its product permease for cytosine/purines, uracil, thiamine, allantoin-domain-containing protein. Lineage: Eukaryota; Fungi; Ascomycota; Sordariomycetes; Amphisphaeriales; Pseudomassariaceae. The record is from RefSeq and is a predicted model, not a curated record. The transcript has a single exon. Gene Ontology annotation, biological process: transmembrane transport; nucleobase transport. Gene Ontology annotation, cellular component: plasma membrane. Gene Ontology annotation, molecular function: nucleobase transmembrane transporter activity. Bases 1 to 1206 code for a protein of 401 amino acids.
AUGGCAAACACGCUCCCCGAAAGCGCCGGCAUCACCACCCCGCAGCUGAUUGGGUUCGUGCUCUUCAUCAUUCUGUACUUCCCCAUCAUCUACUUCGUCCCGCCGCACCAAGUGCAGAAGUUCCUGGUCGCGAACCUGGUGGUGUCUAGUGCCACGUUGCUGGGAAUCAUGGGCUGGGCGGUCCACGCCAAUGGAGGGGCAGGCGAUCUGGUGUCACCCGCCGUCGAAGUUCCUCGUUCACAGGUCGGGUUCCUGAUGGUCCAGGGCAUUACCUCGAUAGCAGGGACCUAUACAGGCGGCUCAGACCGUGUUUCGGACUGGACGCGAUACGCCAAACACCGACACGCGCCUACGCUAGCACAGCUCACGGCGCUCCCUCUCACCGUGACCCUGGUCGCGCUCAUCGGCAUCAUCACCACCUCGGCGACGGCCCAGAUGUUUGGCGAAGUCCAAUGGAACCCGAUGAUCAUGCUGCAGAUUGUGCAAGCGCGGUACUACACGGCCGCUUGCCGCGCAGGGACGUGCCUUGCCGGCCUAGGACUUUUGUCCGUCACGGUCUUCAUCAACUACACCCAGAAUUGUGUAAGCUCGGGCAUGGACGUGGCAAUGCUCAUUCCGCGGUUCGUCUCACGGAGAAGGGGAUCCAUCAUAUUCUCCAUUCUGGGCGUGCUGGCCAACCCCUGGCGAUUCCUUACCCAGGCCACUACCUUCAUCACUGUGCUUAGCUCCUUUGGCGUAUUUAUGUCGCCUGCGGCAUCGAUUCUCCUCGUGGACUUUUGGUUGGUGCGCAAGACGAAAUGGAACAUUCCCGAUCUGUAUAGUCCGGAUGGGAUUUACUGGUUCUGGAACGGUCUCAACUGGCGGGCGUUCAUUGCAUAUUUCCUCGGCAUGGCUUGGGCACUCCCGGGAUUUAUUAUGGCUGUGGGAGGACCGACUGUGGGCGACGGGUGGCACCACUUGUACCAGGUCUCCUUCUUCUUUGGGUAUGCUGUGUCAGGAGGGUUGUUCUAUCUACUCAACUUGUUCUUUCCACCCCCUAGGCUUGGUGAGCAGGUUGAUUUUAAGCUGGUAGAUGGGCUGGUUGUCAUCGACCAUGAGCGUGUCGCAGUUCUAGCGAGCCCGCAUAGCUCUGACGACCCGAGGGUUGAGAAGCGGGCCGAGUCGGCGGAUCAGGCGGUCUAUAUCAAAGGGUUGCGGUGUCUUUGA